AUGAUCUGGCCUAUUAUCGUUAUAGCAUUUCAGCUAUUUACCGCUGCUUCCGCAUCUCCGCUACCUACUCCUAGUGGCACUCCCAUCACUGAAACCAAUAAAAACAACAUAUGGUACCUCGCCAACUGCGUCUCUGGAUCCAUGAUCGCGUACUACGACGACCUAGUCCUCUCGCAGCAUGGCGAAGCUCCAGCUAAAGGAAACUUCUACCCUGUGUCUGGAGGAAGCGGACAACUACUAGGGGGAGCCGUAACGUGGGAAGCUCACCAGUUCUUUACCACCCCACCGGACCCAAAGCGAUUGAACGUCAGCAUCAAUGACAGGGUGUGGGCCAAAGAUCAGGCCCGGGCCGAAGCGGGACAUGGUACCGAUGGCAGUGGAAAUUGGCAGUGUUAUCAGGACACCCAGCGAAUUCUAUGGACGCUUGGUGGCGCAACGGGAAUGUCAGGGGACUUGAGCAAUGGAAAUUGUACUGCUCAGUAUUUUUGCUUGAGGCUCGGCCGUGGAUUACCGCCGCUCAAGACUUAA
This is a messenger RNA of Mytilinidion resinicola, 528 nucleotides long. RefSeq lists its product as uncharacterized. Lineage: Eukaryota; Fungi; Ascomycota; Dothideomycetes; Mytilinidiales; Mytilinidiaceae. The transcript has 2 exons. The coding region runs from base 1 to 528 and encodes 175 amino acids. The record is from RefSeq and is a predicted model, not a curated record.